UACAGAACAAGCGGAGCGCAACACACCCGCCCAGUGUCCCCGGGAUGAGAGAGGACGGCUGUUUCGCUAGAAAAAGAACAGGGAAAUGAAGUUGUCAGACAGGCUAGCCCCGCAGCUCUCCACGUUCAACUCGGCCCCUUCCAAGUUCAGAAGGCAGCUUUAGAUGACAAAAUCAGCGCUAUGACCGUCAGUUAGCGAGUGUCACUCAGCUACGGGACUAUCAGAUAACGUUCCCUACAGUUUAGAGCAGCGACACACAGUAAAGAAAGUGGAGGCAACUUGCUAUCUCGCUAACUAACCUCUAGCAGUCGAGUGUCUUUCGGUUUCAGGGCGACACCUCAUUUGAGCUAACUUUAGCCACGGACGGAUUAUGAAACAACUGGCUCCAGGGGCAACAAGGAUUGGAUUACCUGUUACCUGUCUUCAGUCAUGCCUUUUCCUUUCGGAAAGUCCCAGAAGAAUCCAGCUGAAAUAGUCAGGAGUUUGAAGGAGAAUGUUGCACACAUGGAGAAGUUGGAUGCUGCAGACAGCAAAAAGUGUGAAAAGGUUGCAGAAGAAGUGUCCAAAAACCUUGCUUCCCUGAAGGAGGUGCUGAGUGGGACAGGGGACAAGGAGCCUCAAACUGAAGCUGUGGCCCAGCUGGCGCAAGAAUUAUACAACACCAACCUUCUCAUCGCACUCAUCGCAAACCUGCAGAAGAUUGAUUUCGAGGGCAAGAAGGAUGUGGUCCAUUUGUUCAGCAAUAUUGUGAGACGUCAGAUUGGCAGCCGCACACCCACCGUCGAAUACAUCUCCACGCACCCAGAAAUCCUCUUCAUGCUUCUGAAAGGAUACGAGAGCCCAGAAGUGGCUCUGAACUGCGGCAUGAUGUUGAGAGAGUGUCUGCGUCACGAGCCGCUGGCCCGGUCGGUGCUCUUCUCCGAGGAUUUCUACUGCUUCUUCCUUUACGUGGAGGUCUCCACCUUCGACAUCGCCUCGGACGCCUUCGCCUCUUUCAAGGAUCUUCUCACAAGACACAAGAUGAUGUGUGCGGAUUUUCUGGAGAACAACUAUGACAGGGUGUUCACGGAGUACGAAAAACUGCUGCAUUCUGAUAACUACGUCACCAAGCGGCAGUCUUUAAAGCUCCUUGGGGAACUCCUGCUGGAUAGACACAACUUCACUGUCAUGACAAAUUACAUCAGUCGAGCAGAGAACUUGAAGCUGAUGAUGAACCUCCUGCGAGACAACAGCCGCAACAUCCAGUUUGAAGCAUUCCACGUCUUUAAGGUUUUUGUUGCAAACCCAAACAAGACGCAGCCAGUACUAGACAUCCUGCUGAAGAACCAGGCCAAGCUGGUGGAGUUCCUGAGCCACUUCCAGACGGACCGGUCCGAAGACGAGCAGUUCUGCGACGAGAAGAACUACCUGAUCAAGCAGAUCCGAGACCUGAAGAGACCGACCGCAUCCGAGGAGUCUUAGAGCCGGAGAGGAACGACGCGUUCCCCUCCGGCGGUAGCGUUGUGGAGGUGGUGUCUGGAGCCGCUGGAGGGGCUGAGUGAGUCGAAAGUGGAAAAAACCCCAAACCUUUUAAGAAUAUAAUUUCAAAUAGAAAAACAUAGGAAAAGAUGAUUCGAUUUCUCAUUUUUCUGGUUUAGCAUGAAUACGGAGGUGACUCUGUACGUCACCUGGGUGGGCCGAGAACUGUUAUUUAAACCACAGUGCUUUUUAUUUAGUCACAGUGGAAUGCCUUUGCUCUGCUUGUGCAAUGUUGGAUCUCAAAACUGUUACUCCUUCACGUAGAGUGUUGCUUAAGACUUCCCAACAUUUCCACAGGCUCUAGAGAUGUUCUCAUAAAGCGAAUUUCCUUAACUUGUCUAUAUUAUAAAGAUUGAAAUGCUGAGAGGUAAAAUAUAUUAUUUUUCUAAUGUAACUGCUUCCUCUAAGCGAUCCAGCUUGCUUUAUUAUUUGCAUUAUUGUACAUUUUCUCUGUCUGUCUGUGUGGGAGUUGAAUGAUCUCUUUGAAAUGGGGCCGUGGCAGAGUGGCAUGUGUCUCUCUUUGUUGGCAGGGUCGGCAGCCAGGGUCUUUGCUUGCUUUUGCGCGUCUGGCAGCAGUCGGGCGUGAAUCCAGCAGUGCUGUAUUUGUCUAUGCAGGGGAGCACAAGUCAAAAGCGACGAGGAAUCGAUCAAAUCUGUUGCGUAUUUUUUUUUUUUUUUUUUAACUAUUAUUAUUAAUAUUGUUAUUCUGAGGUUGCGUCUGGCAACGCUUACACGACUGAAAUAGAAACAAAGAAUCAAAUAACGCUGCAGGGUUCUCACCCAGACAAUUGAUCUUGCAGAAAGCACUCCAUGUCAUUUCCACAUGCAGAAUACUCAUAGUACUACAUUAAUAAAGCUUAAUAACUAAUAACAGCUGUUUGCAUGGUAAUGGCUGCACUUAUGGAUGCAGCCCCAACCGGACAAACAGUUUGGUUUUUAGGUUUUGUUGAUCUAAAUAUGUUUAGAGGUGCAUCGAUUAGAGUCUGGUGGCCAGUUUCCAAUCACCUAUUUCAUGACGCCAUUUCUUUUCUGGAAUAUUAUUUCAAAAUGAAUAACAUCCAUCAGUGUCCAACUUAAUAACAAAAUGCAUAUUUGCUGUUAUCUGGUGUGUUGUUAAGCCAUUGAUUUAUUUAUUGCCUUAAGCAGCCUUUCUGUGAUCACUCAUUAACUAUUUAUUUUAGAACCAGAGGUGAUGUCACACUGUGUGAGGGAGUGAGAUGUUGGUGUUGCACAGCUCUGCAGUUGAGCAGGAUUUUAAUGCCAUUUCAAACCAAAGACAAAAUGAUUACAGGUAACGUUUGAAACUCUUUGGAUUACCACAGCUAGCAUUGCUAACAGCAGUCUCUGUGUGUAUUCCUACGGUCAGUAAAACUUUACCUUAACUCUAAUAUUUCCAAAGACUUGCAUUUCACUUUCAGAAUGUUCCAUGACUAACAGAGUUAGAUUAAACAGAGCCUUCCUGUUAUUCCCUCGUUUAAACAACUCCCUGGCGUCACAGCUGACAUGCGUCUCUAAAAAAACCAAAACCUUUCUUUCUGGAACCGCCUUAAAGCUUUUCUUCCUUCUACUGAUGGCGUGUUUUAAAUCCUCUUGAUUCGGUAACAAUAUCCAGCGAACUCAUACGUGAUGUGUUCACUGAUCACAAACUUUAAAAACUGGUGCAGCGUAAAAUCAUCUUAUUCGGGCCACUAAUUACUGUCUUAGUGCAUCUCUGCUUAUGGUGAAUAAUUUAAAUAGACUUUUAAUAUGUUUGAUGUUAUAAUAAUACUGGGGAAGGUCAGAUGUCACGACGUAGUAAAAUUAGGAGGACAGUUUGAAGAGCGUAGCCUGCAUGAGCCUUUGGGCGGCGUUGGGGACCAGUGCUGGUUUUACCGCUAAUAUGCAUUAAAUAUCCUGCUAGAGUGAUUCAUCCUAAACCUUUUCUCCUUGCCAUUAAAAACCCAAAAGUCAAGAAAUCAUCAUUUGAAAAUGGUUAUCUACCACCUUACUAAAACAUUUUGAAAAGACAGUACAUGUUCGCAAGCACUUUUGUGCCGCUUCAAUUUCUCAGUGGAACAGAAAGUUUUUGACAUUUCUCUGGUUGGUGUAGCUCAUGUUAAUUCAUAAUGAAUUGCACUGUGCCACCGUGUGAUGGAUGCGAUGGUGCCUUAUUUAAAGACAUGUAACUGAUAGUAAAGGUUGUGUAAGACUCCAGACCUCUGAUCAUGCUUAUAAGCCAAAGUCACAAUGACGGGAGAUGUCAUUUUGUAAUUUUCUGAAAGUAAUGCAGAAAUCUCUUUAAAAGAAUCAUUUGUAACUCCCCAACGUGAAGCACAAUUCUGUUAACAUACAUAAGGGGGGGGGAGUCAAAAUGUGUAGUGAGGUUAAAUUUACAUCCCCAGGAGUUUAAACGUCUUGCUGUGUUUAGGAGUACUAAAACUGGCGUCUAACAAAAGUAAAUAAGACUUCGAUUUAACUUAUAUUUUAAACACAUUUUUGUUUUAUUUGCCGAUUAUGUAAAUAUGAAAUCCUUUUGUUUUUUUGAGAUUUAAGUCCAGGCAUGACAUGCACUUUGAAGAAGAAAAAAAGGGUGUGUUGUUCACAGCUGUUCCCACCAGGGGGAGCUGUAGGCAACAGCUGGGCACCUCGCUUAAAGUUGUACAAGCGCAGCGUUUCAAGUUUCUGGAACCCUACCUCUUAUAGGGAGAUAACACAGGACUGCGUAAAAGUCUCUUCUCUUUAUAUUUUGCUGAUGAACUGAAGCAUGAAAAAACAGGAAUGGAACUGCAACAGAUGAGGCAAAAUCAGAGUUUGUGUUAUUCUAAUGUGGUUAAAGGUAGCCUAUGCCAGGACUAACUGAGCUCUUACUGGUGAGCCCCCUUGUUAUUUCUUCAGGAAUAUAAAGUGUUGAGUUCCUGUUCUGUGUCAAGAGUGUCCCACUUUGAUUGAUGUUGAAAAACAAGGACCUGAAAAUUGAAUAAAUUAUCUGACAGAUUGGCCUGAACUUAAUGCAUUUUUUUUUUAUGUUGGAAGAGUACAGAGGUGAUUAUUGGGUUAAGAAAAGUGACCAAUCUUUUUCUAAAACCGGUCAGACGAAAACGAAAGACUGGAAAAUGACUGAAAAGUUGUAAGAACCUUCGAAAGCCUGGAGAGCCAAUCCUUGGACCCACUUUAAACUUACAGCAUGUGAGUCUUUGAAAGCAAAUUCAAACACAUGGCUCAAGACUUUUGCACAGUCCUGUACAUCUCUGGCAAUACCAUGUAUACAUCAAAUUUAAUAAUUAAAGAUCAAUAGUAUAUAUUCCUUGAUUAUUUUUUUUAAGUUUUCUUUAUCUCGUGCUUAUUAGUUUUUCAUUAUUUUGCUACCUUCUCUUUUUCACCCCUUACUUUUUCCACACUGGAUAUUUUAUUUACCAUGGGAGCAAAUUAAGUGUACAUAACAAAGGAUAAUUGAAGUGUGAACGCAUUUAUGAAAAUAAAGUGUUUUGGCGA
Molecule: messenger RNA, 4989 nt
Organism: Xiphophorus couchianus (Monterrey platyfish)
Lineage: Eukaryota; Metazoa; Chordata; Actinopteri; Cyprinodontiformes; Poeciliidae
Gene: cab39l1
Product: calcium binding protein 39, like 1
Exons: 10
Coding region: 430-1461 (343 amino acids)
Biological process (GO): intracellular signal transduction
Molecular function (GO): protein serine/threonine kinase activator activity
Source: RefSeq, a predicted model, not a curated record